This is a messenger RNA of Hibiscus syriacus, 2393 nucleotides long. Its product is annotated as glycine--tRNA ligase, mitochondrial 1-like. Lineage: Eukaryota; Viridiplantae; Streptophyta; Magnoliopsida; Malvales; Malvaceae. The transcript is spliced from 9 exons. The record is from RefSeq and is a predicted model, not a curated record. Gene Ontology annotation, cellular component: cytoplasm; mitochondrion. The coding region runs from base 42 to 2255 and encodes 737 amino acids. Gene Ontology annotation, molecular function: ATP binding; glycine-tRNA ligase activity. Gene Ontology annotation, biological process: mitochondrial glycyl-tRNA aminoacylation.
AGUUACACCCACACUCUUAGGCUGAGUGUCGACGGAUUCGCAUGCGCUUUAUCAUUCCUUUCAUAUCCUCAUCCAUUUCCUCUGGUCACAAUCGUGUCGCCUCACGCCUCUUAAACUCCCUCUCAGCCAAUUCCCAACGCUCAACCGUACCAUCCUUUUUCAAUUGUCAGCCGCCACCCAUGGCCGCAUCAGAGGAAUCGCUCCGCAAAGCUCUGGUCGAGAAGCUAUCAGCUGUGGAAGCUCAGGGCAACGCUGUCAGAGCUCUCAAAGCUGCCAAGGCCUCCAAGCCGGAAAUCGACGCUGCAAUCGGAGCGUUGAACAACUUGAAGCUUGAGAAAUCGUCGAUCGAGAAGCAGCUCCAGGCUGCUGUUAGUGGUGGCGAUGGUGAUGGUGCUCUUAGCAGGGAAGCCUUCCGUCAGGCAGCUGUAAAUACUUUGGAACGGCGUUUGUUUUACAUCCCGUCUUUCAAGAUUUAUCGGGGAGUUGCUGGGCUUUAUGACUACGGGCCGCCGGGUUGCGCCGUUAAAUCCAACGUUCUUGCCUUCUGGCGUCAGCACUUUGUCCUUGAAGAGAACAUGUUGGAGGUUGACUGUCCCUGUGUGACACCUGAGAUUGUCCUAAAGGCAUCUGGUCAUGUUGAAAAAUUUACUGACCUUAUGGUUAAGGAUGAAAAGACUGGAACCUGCUAUCGAGCUGAUCACUUGCUGAAGGACUUUUGCAAUGAGAAGCUUCAAAAAGAACUCACCAUCAGUGCAGAGAAGGCUGCUGAGCUUAAGCAUGUACUUGCUACGUUGGAUGAUCUGUCGCCUGAAGCUCUGGGUGCAAAGAUCAAGGAGUAUGGUAUUACUGCUCCGGACACUAAAGACCCUCUAUCCGAUCCAUAUCCGUUCAACUUAAUGUUCCAAACAUCAAUUGGUCCAUCUGGUUUGAGCCCUGGGUAUAUGCGUCCUGAAACAGCACAAGGAAUAUUUGUGAAUUUUAAAGAUUUGUACUAUUACAAUGGGAACAAGCUUCCCUUUGCUGCAGCCCAAAUUGGUCAAGCUUUCCGAAAUGAGAUAUCCCCUCGCCAAGGGCUUUUGAGGGUUCGAGAAUUCACUCUAGCAGAGAUUGAGCACUUUGUUGAUCCUGAAGAUAAAUCUCAUCCAAAAUACCCAGAAGUUGCGGACUUGGAGUUCCUGAUGUUCCCAAGAGAAGAGCAAAUGUCUGGACAAUCUGCAAAGAAAAUCUGUCUCGGUGAUGCUGUUUCAAAGGGAAUUGUCAACAAUGAAACCCUUGGCUACUUUAUUGGCAGAGUUUAUCUUUUCCUAACUCGUCUUGGUAUAGACAAAGACCGUUUACAGUUCAGGCAGCAUCUUGCCAAUGAAAUGGCCCAUUAUGCUGCAGAUUGUUGGGAUGCUGAGAUCGAAUGCUCGUAUGGCUGGGUUGAAUGUGUUGGUAUUGCUGACAGGUCUGCUUAUGACUUGCGUGCUCACUCGGAGAAAAGUGGCGUCCCGCUUGUGGCUGCUGAGAAGUUUUCAGAACCUAGAGAAGUGGAGAAACUGGUUAUAGCUCCUGUGAAGAAAGAACUGGGCCUUGCAUUCAAGGGAAACCAAAAGAAUGUUGUCGAAGCUUUGGAGGCAAUGAAUGAAAAAGAAGCUCUGGAAAUGAAGGCUGCUUUGGAAUCCAAAGGGGAGGUGGAAUUCUAUGUCUGCACUCUUGGGGAAAAUGUGCCCAUCAAAAAGAAUAUGGUCUCAAUUUCUAAGGAGAAAAGGAAAGAACACCAGAGAGUUUUUACACCAUCUGUGAUUGAACCAUCCUUUGGAAUUGGGCGGAUAAUUUAUUGCCUUUUCGAGCACUGUUUCUACACAAGGCCAAGCAAAGCUGGAGAUGAGCAGUUGAAUGUUUUCCGGUUUCCUCCUCUAGUGGCACCUAUUAAAUGUACUGUAUUUCCACUGGUUCAAAAUCAACAGUAUGAGGAUGUUGCAAAAGUUAUUUCGAAAUCAUUGACGGCUGCUGGAAUCUCGCAUAAGAUAGACAUUACAGGUACCUCAAUUGGUAAAAGGUAUGCUAGAACAGAUGAACUCGGUGUUCCGUUUGCCAUUACUGUCGAUUCAACAGCAGAUGUGACAAUCCGGGAGAGAGACAGCAAGCUCCAAGUGCGUGUUAGCGUGGAAGAGGCUGCCUCGAUCGUUAAGUCCGUGACCGAUGGGCACAGAACAUGGGAGGAUGUGUGGGAAAAGUUUCCCCAUCACACCUCUGGGUCAGCGGAUGAUUAAGUGAUUCGAGAUUCGAAAUUCGAGCUUGCAUUUGUGACAUAAUAACACAAUAUCCGAGUUGGGAGUAGUAAAAGUUUUCAUGGUAAUUUUGAUGGAGAUUACCGUAUUAAAAGAAAAAUCUGAAUUUAACAUUCUGUA